Monodelphis domestica (gray short-tailed opossum) is the source of this 1158-nucleotide messenger RNA. Its product is annotated as dnaJ homolog subfamily A member 1. Gene Ontology annotation, molecular function: Hsp70 protein binding. The record is from RefSeq and is a predicted model, not a curated record. NCBI's taxonomy places the organism in Eukaryota, Metazoa, Chordata, Mammalia, Didelphimorphia, Didelphidae. Gene Ontology annotation, biological process: protein folding.
AUGGGGAAUGAAAAGACUUAUAAUGUUUCUGGAGUAAAACCCAAUGCUUCUCAGGAAGAACUAAAAAAGGCAUAUAGGAAGCCAGCCUUGCAAUAUUGCCUAGUUAUGAAUCCAAAUGAAGGAGAAAAGUUCAAACAGAAUAUUCAAGCUUAUGAAGUGAUUUCUGAUGAAAAGAGAAAAGACUUGUAUGGCAAUGGUUGAGAAGAAGCCAUGAAACAGAGUAUUUUGGUAGUAGCUUUGGUCCCAUUAGAAAUAUUUUAUAUGCUUUUUGAAAGAGGUAGAAGAAUGAAAAAUAAACAGUUAAAAUUAUCCAUGUUACCUGUAACCUUAGAAUAUUUCUAUAAUUGUAUAACAAGAAAACUAGCAUUGCAAAAGAAUUUCAUUUGUGAAAAAAAUGUGAAGGACAGGAUGGUAAAGAAAGGAGGUAUAGAAUCCUGUCCCAAUUGUAGACAUAGAACGGAAAUAAGAAUUCAUCAGAUAGGAUCCAGAAUGGUUCAGUAAAUUCGAUCAUUUUGCAUGGAAAACCAAAGGCAUAGAGAAUGAAUGGGUCCUAAAGAUAGAUGUAAAUGCUGCAGCAGAAGGAAAUUAGAGAAAAAUAUUCUAGAGGUUCAGAAUGACAAAAGCAUGAAAGAUGGUCAGAAGAUAACAGUCCAUGGUAAAGGUGACCAGGUGGCUGGACCUGAGCCAAGAGAUAGUAACAUUAUUUUGGAUCAGAAGGUCAAUGCUAUAUUUACAUGACAAAGUGAGGACAUUUUCAUGUGUAUGGAUAUUCAGUUGGCUAAAGCUAACUUUCAGAAACCAAUAUCAACUUUUGACAUCAGAAAUGUAGUCAUUGCUUCUCACUCUGGUCAGAUUGCCAAACAUGGAAAUAUUAAAUGUUUGUUUAACGAAGGCAUCCCAAUUUAUUGCUGAUUUUAUGAAAAAGGGAUUCUAAUAAAUGAAUUUAAGGUAAACUUUCCAGAGAAUGGCUUUCUUUUAUGAGAUAAAUAUCUGUUGGAAAAGUUACUGCCUGAAAGAAAGGAAGGAAAGGAGACUGAAGAAUUGGAUCAAGUAUAACUGGUGGACUUUAACCCAUCUCAAGAAAGAAGAUACCAAUACAAUGGGGACAAUGGUGACACUUAUAAGGAUGAUGAAUAUCAUUCCAGAAGUAAUGAAUAA